AUGUGUAGUCUGGUUCUAUUUCGGUUUUUUGGCUAUGUUUCGACCUGACUAAAUUAAACGUAUUACCAAAUGAGUUAUCCUAGAAAUAGAUAUAGACAUGAGACAUAUUCUGAUGAAAAAUAUAGACGACCCAGGGCAAGGGAUUUUUCGGAUUCUGGAAGCAGUUCAAGAAUUCAAACAGAAUCUGUCGAACGAAAGAGAACGCAAGAAAGUGAAGGAAGAAGACGAGAGAGGAGGCAAAAUUCUUACGUCCCAUCAGUAAAAGGAAAAGUUACGGUGGUGCAUAACACAAAUUAUGAAGGAACAAGAAAAAGAAGACGUCCAGAAACGAAAGAGGAAAUGUGUGAAACAUGGGCAACCAGAGCAGAGAAGAAGAAGCAUCAUAUGUUGCGAAAGAGCGGUAAAGAGCACCUAUAUGAUGUUCCAUGGGAGUAUGGACAUUACCGAGAUACAAGCGAAGUCUUCCCAAGUCAGAUGAAUGAAAGACUGGAUAUAAGAUCUAGACCCCCUUCUAGUAGAAGAUCACGAUCAAUUUCUAUACCAAGAUCGGAAGCUAGACAUUCCGAAAGAAGAUCAUAUAAGGGUUAUGAAGAAGAUGGAUAUCCUAGAAAUUCACAUUGGGACGAAAAACCGUUAUAUGGCGAUUUAGGUGAAUAUAAGAGAGACGGUCCAACCAGGACGGAAUUAGAAUAUGGAAGAGGCUUUUUUCCUACUCGCAAUCAUAAAGCUAAUUUGGGUGGAAACUAUGAUUGGGAUAGGGACAGAGAUAGAGAUAGAGAUAGAGAUAGAGAAAGAGAAAGAGAUAAAGAGCGUGACAGACAACGCGAAAGAGAAAGGGAAUGGGAGCGGGAAAAGCAAAGAGAAAGGGAAAGAGAAAUAGAAAAAGAUAGACUAAGGGAAAGAGAUAGAGACAAUCGAAAUUCUUUUCAGAAAUCUCGAAAUAAGCAGCAUUUAUAUAAAUAUAGACUGAGGAGAGAUAAUUAUUCGGACGAUGAGGAAAAUUCUACCUGGCGAAAGUGGAAAGCCGGAAGAUAUAACGAUGAAGGAAAGGAAAUUGAUCCUUACGUUGAUAAAUCAUCGAAAGCUAGAGGUUAUCACAAGGAAUGGCACAGAGCAGGAGAAAUGCCUGUCUGGAAAGCUGGUCGCUUAGACAAGGAUGAAUUAAGAUCUCAUUUUGUUCGUCAAGAAUCACUUUUAUCUCAAAGAACUAUACGACUGUUGUCCUACCUAUGUGAGCAGGGUUUGGCAGUGAGCCUAGAUGAUUUCAAGAAAACGAUGCUUUAUACCCAAUAUUUCGAAGAAGAAGAUUUAGAUAGUUAUGUUAAUUCUAAUUCAACUUUUUUAAGUUUAAUAGCAUUUGACGAAAAGAAAGUUUUGAAGCUUUCAUCAGAUUUAUCUAUUUGUGAUGAAUAUUAUACAAUUCAGGAAUGUUCUAAAGAAAAGAAUUGCCGGAAUCUUCACAUUUGUAAAUUUUUUGUUCUCUCCCAAUGUGUUUCAAAAGACAAUUGCAAUUAUGGUCAUAGUUUGACAUCGCCCCAUAAUGAAAAAGUCUUACGACGACACUGUCUUAUUGACCUCAGGCCUGAGUACAUUAAAGUGAUUGUAAAAAACAACAGAUCGGCUGUUUGCUGGCCACGAGCUUGUUCAUAUUAUAAUACCAAACACGGGUGCCAAUUUGAUAUUAUAGGUGAAAGUUUAAAAUGUACGUCUAUGCAUGUCUGCCUUGCGUAUCUGCGUGAGGAAUGUGAUCAAGAAGAAUGCCCUCGAUCUCACAAUAUCUAUGACGAGCAACCACGGAAUAUACUGACGAGAUUUGGUUUUAAUCCAAACGUAGAUGAAGUUGAGCUUUUAGUAGAGUUGAUGAAUGCUCCGCACUUUUCAAAAAUGUAUUUUGAACAACUUAUGGAGAAAUCUAUAGAGGAAGAUGAGGUAGAAGAAAUUUCAAGAAAAAGAGCUGUUAUUGAAAACGCUUUGGAAGCAGAGCUUCAACAAGAGCAAGAACUGCAACAAACUGCUCAUUCUGCUAAAUAUAUGGCUUUGAGAAAAAAAUCGAAGUUUGCUAUGACGAAUUUUCUGCCUGCCUCAAAUUAUGCUUUCUUCGAACCUGUGCAAAAUCUACCAUAUCGCUUAACUGAUACUCCAUAUAUUUGGCAGUAUGAAAAAAAAAAUUGUUGGCAUGAUUUUGCUGAAGAAGAGUGCUUAAAACUUGAAGAGUAUUACAGCGAUCCGAAGAAUGUUCAAUGCUCCGCAAAAGCGAUAAAAGUUGGAACAGUUGAAGUUGACUUUGAAGAAUUUGUUUAUUCCUCCAAUAUGUUUGCGUCUGGGUCUAUUCGACGAUUCUCUUUCGACUACAGUGGUUCAGCUGUUAUCGAUGGCCCAAGUUUAACAAAAUGGCGAUGGUACUAUAACGCAGAUAAUACAUGGGUAAAGUACGGGAAAUAUCAUGAAGGCUUGAAAAUGGACAUAACCCAAGAACAAUUAGAAGAGUGUUAUAGCAAUGACAAGUUUAGUGUUGUAGAAUUUUCAACGGAAGGGUUAGAUGGGGAGAGUCGUCAACUUUUCGAACUACAAAUGGGCGAAAUGAAACAAUAUAAUUUGAAGACAGGCAAGGUAUACUCAAUUAGAAGAAGACCUAUUUAUGAUGAUGGAUCUAGAAUACUAGUUGACAAUGAAGAAUAUAGUGAUGGAGAUAUGGAAACAGUUGAGCAUGGAGAACAAGCACAACAAAGCUCAAUAGAGAAAACUCUAUGUUUUCUUCCAACUGAUCCUGGACAGCAGCGAGAUUUUUUGAUACCUGUCAACAAUAGAGAAAUUCUUUCAAAGGGAGUUGAAGACAAGCCUGUAUAUAAAGGACAGCCAAUAUUAUAUACAAGCUCUUCAGCUGAUAAUCGAAAUCCUACAGAGUCUGAACCAAAGAACUCAAUGGAAAAUUUAGAAAGAGAGGAGGAAACAACAAAUGAAGCGACUAAACUUGAAGUAAAAUUAAAUGGUCGGGUUGAGUGUUCCGAGAAUAAAGAUAUAUCGAACGUGGAAAUGUCAACUAUCGAUCAGCAAAAAACGUCAGAGGUAGAUGAAAUUACAGAAAGCACGGAGAUUACACAUGUGGAAAAAGAAGAAACUAAAACGAAUCAAUCUCAACUAGGUAAUUUACCCGUCAAAAAAAUUGACGAUUACGGUAUUGAAAAAUUUGCAGAUGAGUCGAUUUCUGAAGCAUAUACCGCGAUAGAGAGAACAGAAAAGGAAAUCUGUGAUGAAGACCUUGAAGCUAUGAGAUUAUAUGCUGAAGUCGAAAGAAGAGGAUUGUUAGACAAUUUAGAGAGGAAGGAAGAUGUCCCUGGAAACAUCGCAAGAAAUGACGAAGAAACUUAGCAAUAUUUAAAAUUUAAUUUUUAUCCUCCAACAGAAGAACAGCUUUGGUAUCAGAGAAUAAAUUUAAAACGAAGUUUUUUAAUUGGAGUAUUUAGUACGAGUUAGCUAUAUGUAUUAUAAAGAAGAAAUGGUUCAUUAUCAAGGCAACUUGACAAUUUUUAAUGGUGCUUGAAUUGAAACGUGUUUAUUGUAAAUCUGACUGGAUGUCUAUAAUAGUGUUACAGUAUUGAAAGGAAAUAAGUGCUUGUACAAAUUUUCUACCUCGAGUUCUAAUUCUUCUGAAUCGGUGACGAUUUCUUAUGAUUAUCUGUUGUUAAUUUGACAGAUGAUUAUAAUGUAAUAGUUAGAGAUCAACUGUCAACCCACUCACUAUUUUAUUUAGGUAAUAAAUUAUUAAUUUAAACUUUGAUGCU
This is a messenger RNA of Dimorphilus gyrociliatus, 3782 nucleotides long. NCBI's taxonomy places the organism in Eukaryota, Metazoa, Annelida, Polychaeta, Dinophilidae. The record is from the annotation of a GenBank genome assembly.